This is a messenger RNA of Stegastes partitus (bicolor damselfish), 6206 nucleotides long. RefSeq names its product INO80 complex ATPase subunit (gene ino80). Lineage: Eukaryota; Metazoa; Chordata; Actinopteri; Pomacentridae. Gene Ontology annotation, cellular component: nucleus; Ino80 complex. Gene Ontology annotation, molecular function: ATP hydrolysis activity; ATP binding; histone binding. The transcript has 37 exons. Gene Ontology annotation, biological process: DNA repair; chromatin remodeling; DNA-templated transcription. Bases 201 to 4910 code for a protein of 1569 amino acids. The record is from RefSeq and is a predicted model, not a curated record.
UCGCUCGGCGCCUCAAACCGCCAUUUUGGAGUCAGAGAACCGAGAGUCGGCAGCAGCGACGAGAGAGACCGAAAAGGGGGACACGGGGCCGAGGGUUUUUCACCCUUUUUUUUGACCAUUAUUCUUGGAAUCAAGAACAAUGUCAGCUCUUAUCGAGAAGUAAAAGGUCCUGCCCUGCUGGGCAGACGUGUCUGGGCUGCAUGGCGUCGGGGCAGGGCGGCCGGCUGGAGGUUGGGGCAUCGGGGACCUCUGGCCUGGCCAAACCUCUCUACCUGCAGCGCUUAGAGAGAUCCCUGAAGUUGGGCAGUUUUCUGCGCCAGACUGCUGCUGUCUUCAACAGAGACAUAACCAGUGAUGAUAGCGACGACAGCGAUGGCGCGCUGGGGACGGGACUGUCGCUGGACUCCUCAGCUCAACAUGCAGCUCUGACAGUGAAGACUGAGCCGUGUGAGCAAGGUGACGGGCUGGCAGACGGAAAGCCUCUUAACGGAGUUCUUGUGCAAGGGAAAGACCAAAAGGCAGAUAAAACGAGUCUCUACAAUUUCUCCAAGCUGAAGAAGAACAGGAAAUGGCUCAAGAGCAUCCUGUUGAGUGAUGACACCACGGACUCGGACACGGAUUCUGAUGACGCAAACUUCACAUUGUCUCGGGAGGAGCUGCACGACAUGCUGAGGCUGCACCGGUACACCAGGCAGCAUCAGAGCAAGUUCUACUCCGACCGGGAGCUUCACCAGUAUCAGUACUACAGCACUGGACUCCUGUCGACUCAUGACCCCUUUUAUGAGCAACAGCGUCACCUGCUGGGCCCAAAGAAAAAGAAAAUUAAAGAUGAGAAGAAAUUUAAGGCCAAACUGAAAAAAGUAAAGAAGAAGAAGAAGCGUGGAGAGGGAGAAUUCCUGGACGAGGAGCGUCCUUAUGUCACCAAGAUCUUCGCUAAAUUUUCCCACGAUGCUCCGCUGCCCAUGGUGAAGAAGAAGCACCUCACCAUUGAGCAGCUGAAUGCACGGCGGCGGAAGGUCUGGCUCACCAUCGCCAAAAAGGAAAUCCCCAAGUCGUUCAAGCAGAAGACUUCUGCUAAGAACCUAGUUUUAACCAAUGCUAAGAAGCUGGCUCACCAGUGCAUGCGAGAGGUCCGGCGUGCAGCCAUUCAGGCUCAGAAGAACUGCAAGGAGACGCUACCUCGUGCCAGACGCCUCACCAAGGAGAUGAUGCUCUACUGGAAGAAGUACGACAAAGUGGAGAAGGAGCACCGGAAGAGGGCUGAGAAGGAAGCCCUGGAGCAGCGUAAACUAGACGAAGAGAUGAGAGAGGCCAAGCGUCAGCAGCGGAAACUGAACUUCCUCAUCACCCAGACGGAGCUGUACGCUCACUUUAUGAGCGGCAAAGCCAGCGUGGGGGGUCCAGGAGGAGACGCAGCUCAGGAGGAGAUUCUGAGGAAGCUUGAAGACACUGCAGCCCAGAGACAGAUAGACAUCGGAGGAGGAGUGAUGGUCAACAUGGGGCAGGAGGACUAUGAUAGUGAAUAUUACAAAUCUCAGGCCUUGAGGAACGCCAAAGAGGCCUACCAGAUUCACCAGGAGAGAACGCGAAUGUUUGACGAAGAGGCUAAAGACAGCCGCAGUGCGUCUCUACACGCUGCCGUUGGCUUGUCCUCGGGCAUCGGCUCUGGGUUCGGAGAAAGUUACAGCCUUUCCAAUCCAUCCAUCCACGCGGGGGAAGAGAUUCCACAGCCCACCAUCUUCAAUGGGAAGCUGAAGGGUUACCAGCUCAAAGGCAUGAACUGGCUGGCCAACCUCUACGAACAGGGAAUCAAUGGAAUCCUGGCAGACGAAAUGGGACUGGGGAAGACGGUUCAGAGCAUCGCCCUGCUGGCACACCUGGCAGAGAGAGACAACAUCUGGGGUCCGUUUCUCAUCAUCUCUCCGGCGUCCACGCUCAACAACUGGCAUCAGGAGUUCACCCGCUUUGUGCCCAAAUUCAAGGUGUUGCCGUACUGGGGAAACCCUCAUGAUCGCAAAGUGAUUCGCAAAUUUUGGAGCCAGAAAACCCUUUACACACAAAAUGCACCAUUCCACGUGGUGAUCACGAGCUACCAGCUGGUGGUCCAAGAUGUCAAAUACUUCCAGAGGGUCAAGUGGCAGUACAUGGUGCUGGAUGAGGCCCAGGCACUGAAAAGCAGCACCAGCGUCCGGUGGAAAAUCCUGCUGCAGUUCCAGUGUCGAAACAGACUCCUGCUCACCGGGACGCCCAUCCAGAACACAAUGGCUGAGCUGUGGGCCCUGCUGCACUUCAUCAUGCCCACAUUGUUUGAUUCCCAUGAAGAGUUUAACGAGUGGUUCUCCAAGGACAUCGAGAGCCACGCUGAAAACAAGUCUGCCAUCGACGAGAACCAGCUCUCCAGAUUGCACAUGAUCCUGAAGCCUUUCAUGCUGCGCAGGAUCAAGAAGGACGUGGAAAACGAGCUCUCAGACAAGAUUGAGAUCCUGACCUACUGCCAGCUGACGUCCCGGCAGCGGCUGCUCUACCAGGCGCUGAGGAACAAGAUCUCCAUCGAGGACCUGCUGCAGUCCUCCAUGGGCACGGCUCAGCAGGCCCACAGCACCACGUCCUCGCUCAUGAACCUCGUCAUGCAGUUCAGGAAGGUGUGCAACCACCCCGACCUGUUUGAGCGUCAGGAGACACGUUCUCCUUUCCACAUGUUCCUCAAACCCUACAUCCUGUCCAAGUUCCUCUACCGUCACGGCCUCGUCCACGCACACAACCCGGCCAAGAACAAAUUACUUCAGGUGCUGUUGUCUCCUUUCUCUCCGGAUCACAUCCAGCAGUCUCUUUUUCACAGGAAAGGUGACGACAAAGGAAGCUGUUUCUCCUUCUUGCGCUUUAUUGACGUGUCACCAGCUGAGAUGUCCAACCUUAUGCUGCAGGGCACCUUAGUGAGAUGGUUAGCACUUUUUCUGUCCCUGAAAGCUGCGUACCGGCUCCACACUCAGCGCCUGUUCAACCUUGAAGAAGAAGAAGGUCACGACGAAGCCAGAGACGGGACGCUACAGCCCCAGAUUAAAUGUCUGUCUCGUAAGGACCUGAUUCUGUGGCUGAACAGACCCAUCGCCUUCCCCAACACACACACCAGCCCUGUCCUGCAGGAUUUGGUGUUCACAGCCUCCAGGCCCGGCAUGCUGGGACACACAGACGUGAGGAUCCACAGCAGAAACUCUUCCACCUCCACGCUCCGGCCCUGCCAGCCCACACUGCCACCCAAGUUCCUGCUCGCCGCCACGCCCAAGGUGACGGCAGUUCCCAUGGAGCGUUAUUGUGCCGACCGCAGCGCCGAGUACGAGUGGCGGGUGACGCGCGGCGGCGGGGGCGCCAUCUUCAAGCAGUGUUUUCUCUACGGCUCCCCUGAACUCGCCUCAGAUUGGCGUGCGAGGGCUAAUUCCUUUUACCCACAAUCCCCCGGGGGAGUGAUGGCCCUUUACCCUCGCCACGGAUGGUCCUUCAUACGGAUUCCUGAUAAGGAAAGCCUGAUCACGGAAAGUGGCAAACUCCACACUUUGGACAUCCUGUUGAGUCGGCUAAAGGCCCAGGGACACAGAGUUCUCAUCUACUCCCAGAUGACGCGAAUGAUAGACCUGCUCGAGGAGUACAUGGUUUAUCGGAAACACACCUACAUGCGCCUCGACGGAUCCUCCAAGAUCUCAGAACGCAGAGACAUGGUGGCCGACUUCCAGAGCCGGACGGAUAUCUUUGUAUUUCUGCUGAGUACGAGAGCCGGAGGGCUUGGCAUCAACCUGACUGCUGCUGACACUGUCAUCUUCUACGACAGCGACUGGAACCCCACGGUGGACCAGCAGGCCAUGGACCGGGCUCACCGGCUGGGCCAGACCAAGCAGGUCACCGUCUACCGGCUCAUCUGCCAGGGCACCAUCGAGGAGAGGAUCCUGCAGCGGGCCAAGGAGAAGAGCGAGAUCCAAAGGGUGGUGAUCUCUGGAGGCAACUUCAAACCAGACACUCUCAAACCUAAAGAGGUGGUCAGCCUGCUUUUGGACGACGACGAGCUGGAGAAGAAGCUGCGUCAGAGACAAGAGGAGAAGAGGCAGCAGGAGGAGAGCAGCAAGGUGAAGGAGCGCAAGAGGAAGAGGGAGAAAUACGCCGAAAAGAAGAAGAACGAGGAGUCGGAGAGCAAGAGGAAGAAGGAGGUGAACCUGGUCAUCUCCCACGCGCCCUCAGCCGACAACUCCAACCUGUCUGCAGACGGAGACGACUCGUUCAUCAGCGUGGAGAUGGACUCGGCCAUGCCCAGUCCUUUCAGCGAGAUCUCCCUGAGCAGCGAGCUCCAGCCCGGUUCGUUGCCUCCGGACGCCGACGCCGACGAGAGCAGCAGCGACAUGCUGGUCAUCGUCGACGAUCCCGUUUCUUCUGCGCCGCAGUCUCGUGCCACCAACUCCCCGGCCUCCGUGUCCGGGUCGGUCUCCGACAACAUGAAUGGUGUUUCAGGCUCGGACACAAUCAGUCCCGGCAGAGGGAGGUCGGGGCGGAGUCGCGGCCGUCCUAAAGGGUCCGGAGGCGGCGCCAAGUCUGGAGGCAAAGGACGCGGCCGGAAGUCAACAGCUGGCAGCGCGGCGGCGAUGGCUGGAGCGAUGGCGGGAGCAGCGGCCGCCUCAGCAGCUGCUUACGCUGCCUACGGCUACAGCGUUUCUAAAGCCGGCCUCUCUGCGUCCAGCCCCCUGCAGCCCUCCCUGGGCCGGUCCGGUACCGGCCCCGCCUUCAACCCCAGCAGGAGCUCCUCUCCCCAGGCCAAAGGAGGCACCUCCACGCCGAGCCCCCACAAACAGCUGGCCCACAGCCACCACCACAGCAGCCACGGCGCAGUCAGGAAGGGGAAGGGCCCUGGUGGUCCUGGGGCUCGGUGAUGCACUCAGACACUCUGCACACACACGAAUGUGCCCCGAAACACACACAGAAAACUGACCUUCUCUUCACUGUGACCCCUGCAGACGACGCCCCUAUGCCUAAACUAAUAAGUAGGGAGUGCAGUAUUUCUAGUCCCUGAGGCUCACUACCUGGAGGACCAACGUAAAACGCUCACAGUCAUCUGAAGGUUCAGUCUCCACCAGCCUCCACAUGAGUUACUUCAGUUGUGUUUUAAUGUGUCCCGCUCAGAGGACGAAACCUGCCUUGAGUAUUUGUGUUUUGGAGUAUUUCCAAGUGCUUUUUUUCCGAGAACUGUACGUUUCCACCGGUGACAGGACUCUCUUCUGCUUUGCCGCCUGGCCGUGGCGUGACGACAGAGACACGGAGCGACACGUGUAGUUUUUAAAGGGCUUGUUCGCAUCCUUGCGUUUUGCCAGAGACGGCAGCCAGACGAAGGAGUUUCCGUCAGAUGCACUGAGCCACGUCUUCCUGGUGAUUCUCAUAGGUGUACGUUAGGUUAUUUAAAUGUUGUAGAUACGCUCAGUGCAACCUGGUGGAUGAUUCUGCAUUUCACAGAGCUUAAUGUGAACCCCCAGCUUCCCUGAACCAACACUUUACCAAACAACACAGCUUUUGUACUAAAGCUCCUAUUUUUGUAACGAACCAGUGCCCAAACCAACAUGGCAGGUGUUGACGUUUUGAAAAGAUUUUGUCCAUAAAAUGUAUUCCAGUAAUUAUAUUUUUUGUCCGAAUGGGAAAAUAAUGUACAAAACUAUAUUCCAAACUGAGGGGUUGAUACAGCCGUGCUGCUAACCGUAAAUCUAUGAAUUGACUCUCUGCUUGUCUAUUUAAGUUAUUAGAGUUGUGUUCAAACGGGCAAUUUGCGAUAAUAGCGCUAAUAUUCACAUGUAAAGCUGUAAAUUGUGAAUUCUGAAGCCAUUUCCUUUUUAUUUUUUUUCCCCGAAGCUGUUUUCUGUGAUGAGACUGAGUCUGUGGUUCUCUUCGAUGUCGUCGAUGUUUUAGGAAGAAAAAGAAAAAACUACAACAAAACGUUUGCAUCCUGAGUUGAGCACUACAUCUGUUCUAGGUUUGUUUUUUUGUUGUUGUGUGUUUAUAGUGUGAUUAAAAACUCUGAUGUUCUAUAUUGAUGUACAUACUGAUGAGAGCGGCGUGUCCUCUGGCUUUUCCCUCGUCUGCCUGUCUAUUUUUAUAGGUCAUGUGUACAUAUGGAGAAAUGCAUCCGCCAUUUUACUAACAGGAGGAGUCGAGAUAAAAUAAAAGAGUGCUGAAGCCGA